CCGCUUCACUGCAACCGCCUCUCCCGCUCCUGGUUCCACCCAAACAAACAAAGCUCAGUUGGGUAUUUUUCUUUCCUUUCAUAGCGCUACCAACAUCCUCCAGAAGGUGUCCGUACGUUCGCGGCUUUGUGUUUUAAAAUAAUGAAAUUAUUCUAAAACCACAAACCAUGUUCUCAGGUUCUGUAUGACACACUGCUCGGCUGAACAACUUGUGUACAAUUUGACAGCCGUGUUGCACAACAGUGUGGCUGAAGCUGCCUGUAUCUGUGCACGGGCAAGAGCCGGCUGAGCGGAGCCUGGCAGAAAUGACCAUGAGCGCUGUAAAACGGGUGUGGUAGCCACGGUUAACGAUCCGGAUUGAUCAUCCACAACAAGAGUGUACUGCUGAGACCUGAGGAACACAAUAAAACAAAAAGAACAUCCACCUGCCUGACUGUACCAAGUAAAUAAGUGAAAUUUUUACUGCUUCCAAACCUGUUUAAUAUGACUGCGAUGCGUGUGGAUGCUAAAGUGGUGAUGCUGGGAAAGGAGAGUGUGGGGAAGACCAGCCUGGUGGAGAGAUAUGUUCACCACCGCUUUUUAGUCGGCCCAUACCAGAACACUAUCGGUGCAGCAUUUGUUGCCAAACCGAUUCAGGUUGGAGAGAAAGUGGUUACGCUGGGGAUAUGGGACACAGCUGGAUCAGAGAGAUAUGAAGCCAUGAGCAGAAUUUAUUACAGAGGAGCGCGUGCUGCAGUAGUGUGCUAUGAUAUGACAGACAGCAGCAGCUUCCAGAGAGCUCGGUUCUGGGUAAAAGAGCUGCAAAACUGUGAAGAGCAUUGUAAGAUUUACCUGUGUGGCACGAAGAGUGAUCUGAUCGAAGGAGAUCGAAGUUUGCGUCAAAUCGACUACCAUGAUGCUCAGGACUUUGCUGAAGAGAUCGGUGCUCAGCAUUUUGAGACCUCUAGUAAAACAGGAAAGAAUGUGGAUGAGUUAUUCCAGAAAGUUGCUGAUGACUACAGCAGUGCAGCCUUUCAGUAUAUGACAGAAGAGACUGGUGUGGACCUGGGCCAGAAGAAAGACUCUUAUUUCUAUAGCUGCUGUCACAACAACUGAUGCUGGAGCAACACACACAGGAGUUUGAACUGAGUGCGAGUGUGUCGGACACCUCAGUUUUGGAUGUGUUAUUCACACCACAGAAGAAGGCAACCAAAAGUUCUCUUUAAACUGAAUUUAUUGAGAUGUGAUUAUUUAUUUUGUGCCAUAACGAACAAACGGCUUCAAGACAAGGAAGGAGAUUUGCUUUGGCUUCAACAGUUACUGGUGGAGAUUUAAAUGGAAAUGGAAAAUCUGCCUCCCCAGAUGUGUCAUACACUUGAUCCCUACCAAAUCAGUCACGUGUAAUGGUAAGGGAAGAAAUGUUGACUGAAAAGGCGAAACAUAAUCUGUUGAACAAAGUUUUGCACAGAAAACCCCAAUGAUGCUGUUUUUUUAUGUUGGUGAAUGUUCAUUUGUUUAGUUUAAACAACCUUGUUGUGGAAACAUCUUCAAUGACGCCUACUGUACAAGAAUGGAGUCAAGACCAGGACAUGUGUUUUCAACACUGGCUGUUAAAGUGAACGCUAAUGUAGUGAUAACAAAUCAGAUUCAGGACAAGGUUGACUUUUACUGGUCUUUAUACCACUAUGGAAAUGACAGGAUCAUGCAUGUGUCCAAAAUUAACUCUCCAAAAAAAAUUGUAAUUGCUGUGCUGGUUUUUAGAAGUGACUCUUUAUGACAGGAUGUCAAUGGGAAAAUGCCGCUACUUCUUAAUUGAUAUACAAAAUAAAUAAACUGAACAGUUUACUGUA
This is a messenger RNA of Cynoglossus semilaevis (tongue sole), 1829 nucleotides long. RefSeq names its product ras-related protein Rab-24. The transcript has 9 exons. The record is from RefSeq and is a predicted model, not a curated record. Gene Ontology annotation, molecular function: GTPase activity; GTP binding. The coding region runs from base 484 to 1095 and encodes 203 amino acids. NCBI's taxonomy places the organism in Eukaryota, Metazoa, Chordata, Actinopteri, Pleuronectiformes, Cynoglossidae.